Phalaenopsis equestris is the source of this 1164-nucleotide messenger RNA. RefSeq names its product putative F-box protein At1g47730. The transcript has a single exon. The coding region runs from base 1 to 1164 and encodes 387 amino acids. NCBI's taxonomy places the organism in Eukaryota, Viridiplantae, Streptophyta, Magnoliopsida, Asparagales, Orchidaceae. Gene Ontology annotation, molecular function: protein binding. The record is from RefSeq and is a predicted model, not a curated record.
AUGGCGCUAAGGACACAACACAAUGAGACAGUACAGACCACCUCUCUGUCAAGUUCAUCUUCAAAAAUCAGUAAUACCAUUUUUGAUAUUCCUAAAGAAGUGAUCAUCCAAAAAAUUCUAGCAUCAAUGGAGCCAAAAACUCUAGCCCGACUUCGUUGUGUGUCUACGCUAUUUAACAAUCUCAUCUCUAGCCCAAAAUUCUGCCUCUUUUACUAUAGAAUUCAAGCACUACAUAAACUGCAUCAUCAAAUAGGUUGGCGUAUAAAUCAAAUUCCCACCGGCACUUAUAAAUACUCUUUCUCCACAAUUGACUUGGCCCAUCCUUCCAACCGCCACAAGUGGGAUUUAAUUCUUCCUAACGAAUACACGUUGUCAUGGAUGGUAUCUGAAUCAUCCUGCUUCGGUCUGAUCUGCAUAUAUAGCAUGAAUAAUGCAUGUAUUUAUAACCCCACCACCCGCGCUAUAGUUGUUCAUUUACCGCCCGUUAAUAAUAACUCCUAUUGGUAUCCGAAAUUCUAUCUCGGAUUUGUAAAUUCCACAAAUCGGAUAAAGGUAUUAUGCUUCUUUACAAGCCCCAGCAACAGUCGAGACUUCCCUGGCAUCACUGAUUGUGAUGUCCUCACGCUGCCUGAAGACCUCAGCGGUGGCUGGAGAAAAGUUGGUCGCCCACCCUUGUCUGAUUUUAAAUGUCCAAUUGUUGCCAGCGCCGAAAGUGUUGUCUACUUGCUUAGUCUUUGCUGCACAAGUCUUUUUCAAUUUGAUUUGGAGAAUGAAAGUUGGUCUGAGAUUAACCUUCCAGGAGUCAGCUUGCCUCAGGCAGUGGAAUUUAUGGGAUAUCUCUGCUUAUGCUCUAGAGCUGUAGAGUCUAGCUAUGAGUUGUGGAUAUUGAAAAAUAAUGUGUGGGAGAAAAAGUGGGAGCUGAAUAAUCACCCAAAAUAUCCUAAAGAGAUGUUAAUUCCGCUUCACUAUGAUGAGAAGCUUGACAGGCUGCUGAUGAGAACGGUCCGUGGACGUCGUCUAAGUUGGUAUUGGUUUAAAGAAGGUGCAUACGAGGAUUGUCGCUUCAAACUGCCAAGUACAGAGCUAGAUAAUAUCAAAUAUGUUGAAACUAUAGUGACACUUCAGACUCUUCGAGAUAUUGCUAAUGUUAAGCAUCAAACUUAA